This is a messenger RNA of Scomber japonicus (chub mackerel), 1581 nucleotides long. RefSeq names its product E3 ubiquitin-protein ligase TRIM39-like. Gene Ontology annotation, molecular function: protein binding; zinc ion binding. Lineage: Eukaryota; Metazoa; Chordata; Actinopteri; Scombriformes; Scombridae. Bases 1 to 1581 code for a protein of 526 amino acids. The transcript has 2 exons. The record is from RefSeq and is a predicted model, not a curated record.
AUGGAAGCUGCCAGCAGUCUGACAUCCGAAGAUCAGUUUCUUUGCUCCGUCUGUCUGGAUGUGUUCACUCAUCCAGUCACCAUACCAUGUGGACACAACUUCUGCAAGAACUGCAUCACACAACACUGGGAAAUUAAUGAAAAAUACAAGUGUCCCAUAUGUACUGAACUCUUUCACAGUAGACCCGAACUGCGGGUUAAUACUCAACGAUGUAUCAACAAAGGAGAUGUUCCCUGUGACGUCUGCACUGAAACCAAACUGAAGGCUGUGAAGUCCUGCCUGGUGUGUCUGACCUCCUACUGUGAGACUCACCUGGAGCCUCAUCAGAGAAUUGCAGGACUGAAAAGACACAAGCUGAUUGAUCCUGUGAAGAACCUGGAAGACAGAAUGUGUAAGAAGCAUGAUCGACCUCUGGCACUGUUCUGCAAGACUGAUCAGAUGUGUGUGUGUCAGUUGUGUCUUGGGACAGAUCACAAGAAACAUAACUUAGCUCCUCUGAAAAAAGAAUAUGAACAAAAGAAAGAUAUGAUGGAGAGGAAUGCAACUAAAACUCAGCUGAUGAUCCAGGAGAGAAGACUGAAGAUUCAGCAUAUGAAGGAGUUAGUGAAGCUCAGCAAUGAAGAAGCAGACAGAGAGACAGCAGACAGUGUGCAGGUCUUCUCUGCUCUGAUCCAAUCUGUUGAGAGAAGUCUGGCUCAGCUCAUUGAGAUGAUUGAAGAGAACCAGAAAAGAACAGAGAAACAGGCUGAAGCCUUCAUCAAAGAACUGGAGGACGAAAUUUCUGAGUUGAUGAAGAGAAGUGCUGAAAUGGAGCAGCUCUCAAACUUUGAAGACCACCUCCAUUUCCUCCAAAGCUUCUCAUCCCUGAGCCCUGCUCCACUCACCAAAAACUGGACAAAGGUCAGAGUUCACUCAUCAUUUGAGGAGGCUGUGUCUCUGAGAAGAGCUGUAGCUCAGCUGGAGGAGACACUCAGUGAAGAGAUGAAGAAGGUGUGUGCUGAUGCUGAGCUGAAGAGGGUCCAACAGUUUGCAGUGGAUGUGACUCUUGAUCCUGAAACAGCACAUGCAGCUCUCAUCUUGUCAGAUGAUGGGAAACAAGUCACAUGUGGUGAUGUGAAGAAGAAUCUCACAGAUAAUCCAAAAAGAUUUUCUGCCAGUCCCUGUGUUUUAGGAAAGCAAAGUUUCUCUUCGGGCAGAUUUUACUAUGAAGUUCAGGUUAAAGAGAAGACUAAAUGGGAAUUAGGAGUGGCCAGAGAGUCAAUCAACAGGAAGGGGCAAAUUAGAGUGAGCCCAUCCACAGGCCUUUGGGUGAUAUGGCUGAAGAAAGGAAAUGCAUACAGAGCUCUUGGUGAGCCUCGUGUGUUUCUCUCUCUGAAAUCGAAGCCUCAGAAGGUGGGGGUGUUUGUGGAUUAUGAGAAGGGUCUAGUCUCCUUUUAUGAUGUAGAUUCUGCAACUCUUAUCUACUCCUUUACUGGCUGUAAGUUUACUGAGAAACUCUAUCCAUUCUUUGGUCCCUGUACUAAUGAUGGUGGUACAAAUUCAGCCACUUUGAUCAUCUCUCCUGUCAGUCACACUGAUUAG